AUGACCGCGAAGCCAGCCAAGGGGACCUUUGAUCGUGGUCAUGGGCGAAAUCGCCUCUUCGACAACAUCACUGAGACUAUUGGAAACACUCCAUGCGUCAAGCUGAACGAGCGGCUAGCCCCGAAAGGGCGUACGAUCUAUGUUAAGCUUGAAUACUUCAACCCAUUGGGCAGUGUAAAGGACCGGCUGGCAAUUGGAAUCAUCGAAAAGGCUGAGCAGGAAGGACGGCUGAAGAUGGGGGACACCAUUGUGGAGGCCACCAGCGGCAACACAGGCAUUGGCUUGGCCAUGCUGUGUGCCGAGCGGGGUUACAAGUGCGUCAUCGUCAUGGCGGAGCCCUUCUCGGUGGAGCGGCGAAAACUGAUGCGCUUCUUGGGCGCGAAGGUGGUCCUCACCCCAAAGAGUGGCAAGGGCAGUGGCAUGGUGGAGAAGGCCAAGGAGUUGGCAGAAAAACAUGGUUGGAUGCUUUGUCGGCAGUUUGAAACUCCGGCCAAUGCCAAGAUCCACUAUGACUCCACUGGUCAUGAGAUCUUGAACGACUUCGAAGGGACCAGGCUGGACUACUUCGUGGCGGGCUAUGGAACUGGUGGGACGUAUGCUGGUGUUGGCAAACUUCUCAGAGAGAAAAGACCCGAGGUAAAGCUUUGCUUAGCUGAGCCUGCAGAUGCUCCACUGGUUGCUUCGGGGCAUAAGAUGGACAGAUAUCCAGAUGGCUCAUGCAAAGCUACACAUCCAGCAUUUCGGCCUCAUCCCAUCCAGGGCUGGACUCCUGAUUUCCUGGCCAAGGUUGCUGAAGAUGGGAUCAAGGAACUGGGCUACGAUGAGUACAUCCCGAUCCCCAGCGGCGGUGCAAUUGAAAUGUCCUUGAUGCUCAGCCAGACCCAGGGGAUCUUCACAGGUAUCUCAGGAGGUGCAUCAGCUUGGGCGGCGAUCGAGGUGGCCAAGAAGGCCCCAGAAGGUUCAGUCAUUCUGGCAGUAAUUGCUGAUACGGCUGAACGUUACCUAUCGACACCGCUCUUCUCGCAAGUGUCGGCUGACAUGGAUGAGGAGGAAGCUGCAAUUUCGAAGUCCACCCCGAGCUUCCAGUUGGAGCCAAAGGAGUAA
Messenger RNA from Durusdinium trenchii, 1104 nucleotides. NCBI's taxonomy places the organism in Eukaryota, Dinophyceae, Suessiales, Symbiodiniaceae. The record is from the annotation of a GenBank genome assembly.